Messenger RNA from Protopolystoma xenopodis, 276 nucleotides. The record is from the annotation of a GenBank genome assembly. NCBI's taxonomy places the organism in Eukaryota, Metazoa, Platyhelminthes, Monogenea, Polystomatidea, Polystomatidae.
AUGCAGUCACAUGAUCCAUCUUCAGAGGGAAGUGGCUUCAGUCAUCACUACUCUUCUGGUGGCCAGCAACCAAGCAGUUCUUCCCCUAUCCUCAUUGAGGAUCAAAGACUCCGUCUGCUUGAGAAAGAGUACAGUUGUGCUACUAUUGAAAACAUCUCCGUUUGGGGUUGUGAGUUUACUCCUACUGUACGUGAGGGAAUGAAGGCCUGGAAUAUGACAGUACAGUAUUGGCUCGCCAGUCACGUCUACCAGCGCUGUCCGGGGCCAAAACUAUUC